UUCCACGUGAUUUCUGUGCGGUUGAUCUUCCUAUGCUCAUUCAACGAAACCUCACCCAAUGCUGCGGAUUUCAUGAGUGCUGAUGUGAUCAUCUUCGAUUUCGGAUUAUUCCACGAAUUGAUUGAAGUACAAGAGUGCAUUGCCAACUAUCUGGAUGGUGGCUACAUGCGUUGUCUCUGGUGUAUAGGUCAAAUGGCUGCCUUGGCUAUCACAAUCGUGACAUGCCUCGGUGUUCCGCAUCCGCAUCCGUUGCUAUUGUGGCCGCAGCUGAUCAUUCAGAACGCCUACUGCUUCGGUUUGAUGAUUCUCACCAUCGCUACAGCCGACAAAUUACUUAUCGCUAUUCUACACCCUACUAAUCCUCAUCUCAGCCUGCUCAUUUUGUACUUUGGAAUCGGCACCGGCAUAAAUCACAUAUUCAAUUAUAUUCUUUGGCAUUACUAUUGGCAUGAAGAAUUACAAUACAUUAACCGCACCGGAAAACACGUCCUUCCAUUUUGGGUAUGA
Angiostrongylus costaricensis is the source of this 507-nucleotide messenger RNA. The record is from the annotation of a GenBank genome assembly. NCBI's taxonomy places the organism in Eukaryota, Metazoa, Nematoda, Chromadorea, Rhabditida, Metastrongylidae.